This is a messenger RNA of Caenorhabditis elegans, 942 nucleotides long. RefSeq names its product G-protein coupled receptors family 1 profile domain-containing protein (gene srsx-17). Bases 1 to 942 code for a protein of 313 amino acids. The record is from RefSeq and is marked reviewed. NCBI's taxonomy places the organism in Eukaryota, Metazoa, Nematoda, Chromadorea, Rhabditida, Rhabditidae. Gene Ontology annotation, biological process: signal transduction; G protein-coupled receptor signaling pathway. Gene Ontology annotation, molecular function: G protein-coupled receptor activity. The transcript has 7 exons. Gene Ontology annotation, cellular component: membrane.
AUGUCACUCAAUUAUCAAGACUUGACACUUGCUCUUCAGUUGUACACUGUUGUCCUUUGUGUCAUCGGGCUAUUUGGCAAUGUCAAUUUAAUUAUAGCAACAUGUCGUCAUAAGUCUUUACGCACAAAAAUGGGAUGCCUGAUCAUGAUAUCUACAAUUGCCCAUACAAUAUGUUUGGUUUCAGAGCUUAUUUGUGUAAAGUUGAAACUGAGAUUCACCCAAACGCAUCGGGACGAAUGUUUUCGUUCUGUUAUUGUUUACAUGUUCGCCGUUCUUUUUCAAUCAACUCUGUUUUUGAUGAUGGCAAUUGAUCUCUUUUUAGCAGUUAUUAUGCCAAUACGACACAAACUCUGGCGUCGUGGUCCAUAUUUGUUUGCUCUCUGCAUUCCGCCAAUGUUGUUCUCCUGUUUUGCUCUUUUUAUAGAAGAAAUCUACAUCAAUCACGACGAUUUGCUCAUCUGCACGGUGACUCUUGCUGCUCCACCUGCAGUCCGGUUUUGGGGUACGCUCAUCACAAUUUCAACAAUAUUUCUGGCCGUUUCACUAAUUUUCGUAACAGCCUUUAAAGUUCAUAUUAACGAACGAGAAUCAGCACGAAGGAUACUAAGACACUCGAACAGUAUUACAAGCAAUACAAAAUGUUCAGAUUCAAAAUUGCUCAAGUCAUUGUCAACUCUGAUGUUUGUGUUUGUGUGCUCGUGGAGUUUAUCCAUUUUGUUAUCACACGUUUCAUUAUAUUUUACAAAAAAUGUCGCGUAUGAAAUUCAAAAGUACAAUAUCCUCCUCUCCCUUCCAACAUUCUGCCAAAACUUUUUUGUAACCGGUCUUCGAUCUCCACGAUACGCUAAAGCCUAUGCAGAACAACUCUCAUUUCUUCCUUUUGUCAGUCAACGGGUCUCCCAGUUCCGGCAGAAUUCUUCUGUAAAAUCUGCAUUUGUUUGA